AUUUUUGCUGUUGCUCGUUCAGUGGCUUUUUUCCUUCGAGCGGAUGUUUUGGUCUAAAAAAAAAUACGUUUUCUUACACUAAUUUUGCUUGGUAUUUAUUUUAUUUUUUAAAUGUUGAACAUGAUGAAAUACAAAGAAAAGUAGAUGUUUUAACCAUUUUGGGGCUCAUUUGGUGACAGACAUUUGCUUUGAGUGUACCUGACCUCCAGCUCGCAGUAUUCAGCCCAUAAAGCGCUAUUCUCAGUCUUCGGGGAAAGUGAAAGUGUGGGUUUCUACUUUCGGUUUCGUGUGACCUUUGGCUAGUACAACCGCACUGUGUCCGCUGUGCCGCACCUUGUCCCACAGUGUCCUACAUGGCGUGAAUAUUAUGGGAGGGUCAGGCCUCAGAUCUUUGGUGUAGCCGAUAAAUCGUUACUGGCAAGGUAUUAUAAUGCCGCCUAAAAGGGGAGGUAAGUCGGCGUCAUCUAGCAGCAGCAGAAGAACAGAUAACUCCACUCCGACUAGCGCAGGCCGCAAAACAUCGACGACUCCCAAGCCUUCCUCUGCACAGCAACACCCCAGGGGUAACACCCGGUCCAGUCCACCCCACCACAGACCUGACAAAGAUGGUACGGCACAAACCUCGUCUCAGAGACCAUCAUCGUCAGCAUCGAGCAGGCCAAGUCAGAGGAGGGAUUCGACGGCCUCAGUAAGUUCCAUGUCCAGCAGGUCUGGUCGCGGGAGAUGUUCGGACCCUGCACCACAUGGAUUGCCAGUGUAUGGAAUGGAUUCUUCAGGAUAUAGCAGGCCGUCGUCCGCCCCCUUUCCGUUUGUCCUGCCUGGUCACACAGGCAGUGAAUUCGACAGAUUCUUUGAGUUGCUUCAGGGACAAGCAGGAGCUGUAGGACUAGGAGACGGAGGAAGAAGAGGAGACAGCGUUAGACAAUUUUCUGCAUCUUCGUCCUCUUCAAAGAAAGAAACGGGAAGAGGGAGACCCAAACUGUCUUCGACUACAACAUCCACAAGACAAAAAGAAAAUCCCGAUUUUCGUCGUUCAUUUGAGAUGUCGAUGCCACUUUUUUCACAUGAUGCGACUACGCCACAAUAUCAAGAAUACCCUGCUUUCGAAGGACUAACAGGCAGAGGAGGAGUAUUUGGAGGAGAAUCAUUAGACGGGGGAGAAAGAAUGAUGAGAGUAGGAGGGUUUGGAGACGGAGGAGGAGGAGGAGCGAGAGCCAGACUAUCGGCUUCCACCAAGAGUAUGGGGUCCGGUGUCAGCACAAGUAGAACAAUGAGCUGUAGAGGGACGAGAAGUUCCGAGUUGGACCUUAUUAAAGAAGCCGAUGAAGUGAUGAAAGCAGCUGAGAUAGAGAAGUCACCAAACCCCACAAGGCAGGGCAAUCAGUUUUUUGACGAUGAAGUGAAGCUGGGAGGCGAUGAGAAGCGUCAUGCAGCACAUGAGUUCUCGCGGCUCCGCAACAACCUGCUGGAGAGCCUGGACACGGGCAGUGAGUGGAAGUGGGAGGUGCUCAACUCCGGGUCUUCAUACGACGGUACGAAGGUGACCAGGCCGGACGAAAUGGACUGCAUGUUUUUUCCUGGAAACAUUUCUGAGGAUUGGAUGGAGAUUGACUUCCAUGGCGCGCCGCCAGGCUUCUGCUUCGUUAAGCUAAAGAAAAUCAGUGAACUCGACUCGAAGUACGAGGGUCUCAAAGGUCUUUGCGAAGACAGCACAAUGCGGAUCAAUGCCACCAAAUUCAAGAAGAUGACAUUUAAGCUUUUUAAGAAAGGAAUUGAAAACACACGUAACGCUAAAGCUGGACGUGCCGGCCCGGGAGCUGCAGCGUUGCCAGUGGAGUACAGGGUGAUUCCUAGCUCUGUAGGCAAGGGUUUGCUGCCAAUGUCUGUGGACCUAGUCCCAGCCCUGCGCUUUACAAUGUGGCCAAAAAAGUUAACAACUCUCCUGAAAAAAUUACCACCCAAAGUUGCAGAAGGCGUUGAGGAAGCUGGCCUUCACGUUGUUCCCAAACCAUGCCUCGACGAUAGAUAUGAAGAGGAUCGAGACUUCCUCUGGCGUCUGAGUUUCUCGGCAGCAGAAAAAGAGAUGACAAAGUUUCUUGACGGGAAGUAUCGCAACCCCGCGGCCGGGACCACGUGUCGGAAACAGGUUCUGCGCUUGAUGAAACGGAUCCUGGAGAUCAGUAAAGGCUUCAAGAACUCCAAGACUAAACGGUUCUGUGCCAAUGCUAAAGAACUCAAACUGGCCGUGACAACUCUUCAAAAACGACGAAAAGUCACGAUCAAACAUUUUAGUACAUUUACGAUUCGCACGGCCUUGUGGGACAGUUUCUACGUGCAGCACCGCGAUGACGACCACUGGCACAUCAGCAAGAAGCGCAGUCGCCUGCUGGACACGCUGGAGCUGCUGAAGAAGAUGUUGAUGGGGCAGACGACUGUGUCGCAGUUCUUCGUGCCCGAACUGGACAUCAUGAGCAGCGUGCCCGUGGAGGAGAGAGAAUUUCUCUACAUCAUCUUCACAAUUGUUGAAAAACUUUUCUAGAAGCCAGUCCCUGACACUUUUGAUGACUAUUAAAAUCUUGACGAUGAUCACGAGACUCCAGGGCAUUGUUGCAGUCUGACAUAAGAAUAGACAAAAUGAAUGAUUACUUAUUAAUCAUGCAUUUCAAAGUUUAAAAGAAACUGCUCAGCAAUAAAAUAUGACGAGAAAAAUUAAUAGGAACAAAUUCAGAGAGUAGAUCAUGUAUUCAAAUGUACAGUAUUCUGAAAUGAUAUUUACUAUUUUGUUGUGAUAAAUAAUGGAUCUUAAUUUUUUAAGGGCUGUUUGUUUAUCUAAAUAUGCUGCUCUUUACAGGCGGUAUUUUGUGAAAAAUAUUCUGAUUAUAUGGACAUAAUAUUUUGUUUACCUUUCUGUACAUUCUCUAGAACCGUUGACUACUUGUGAUAUAUUACCACAACAAUGACUAACUGUACUUAUGCAAGAGAUACUACAAGGUAACUCACAAUAAUGGUAAAACUAAUGAAUCCACUUGUUGUCCACUUAAGUGUUCGUUUUGACUAACCCUCGUAAUUGUCUAAAAAAAAAAAAAAAAAAGCCACGUGAAGCAAAAAUAGCCAGUUUCUACCGGAUAUAAAAGGUCAGAUGUAAAGACAAAUCAUUUAGAUGGUAGAUGGCUCAGCAAACAAGAUAUUUGGGAUCAAUGCACAUAUCCAGAUAAUAUUAUCUGCCACAGUAUUCCUACAUCAACAAAUUAGUUGAAGGGGAGCACUUCUAUAUUAAUCAAGUGAAAAAGUAAAUAUUUGAAGAACAGCUUAGUACACCUCUGUGGUUUGGUGCUGAGAGCUUUCCACUUACGAAAAACAGUAUUCUCAUCUACCCUGAUGAGUACAUCUGAUAUAUUUCAAAUAUACAUCUGAUGUAUUUCAAAUUGUGUUUGUGAGAACAUCGUAUGCAUACAUGUUAAAAGAACACAUGCUAAAAGUUGGAGCGCUUUGAUGAAAUACAAACGGAAAACAAUGAAGUAUUUGUACGAAGGUUGUUGUUUUAAAUAAACAUAUGAAAAUAUUUUGGAAAUAAAUGUUUAAAUAUAUGAAUCAUUUUGAAA
This is a messenger RNA of Pomacea canaliculata, 3602 nucleotides long. RefSeq lists its product as uncharacterized. Bases 431 to 2539 code for a protein of 702 amino acids. The record is from RefSeq and is a predicted model, not a curated record. Lineage: Eukaryota; Metazoa; Mollusca; Gastropoda; Architaenioglossa; Ampullariidae. The transcript has 6 exons.